Molecule: messenger RNA, 2660 nt
Organism: Myzus persicae (green peach aphid)
Lineage: Eukaryota; Metazoa; Arthropoda; Insecta; Hemiptera; Aphididae
Gene: AMPKalpha
Product: 5'-AMP-activated protein kinase catalytic subunit alpha-2
Exons: 1
Coding region: 256-1839 (527 amino acids)
Biological process (GO): intracellular signal transduction; protein phosphorylation
Cellular component (GO): cytoplasm
Molecular function (GO): ATP binding; protein serine/threonine kinase activity
Source: RefSeq, a predicted model, not a curated record
AUAAUGUUUAUAUUGUGUUUAUUUUUUUUUCUCCGAAUAUAAGUGGGAUUGAGAUCGGCCUUCAAAAUAUUCCGAUUUCCUAUGCAAUUAUUGUUGUGUUUCCGCGGUCCUUAAAUUAUCACGGUUUGAUCCCUCAAACGCGUGUUUUAAUUGAGUAAAAUCACGAUUAGGUAGUUGCUGUGCCGAUUUUUAUUUCCAGUGUUUAAGAAAUAUUGUGUACGUCCAUUGCUGCAGUUUAAAAGAACAUCGGGAAACAUGGCCGAGGUUAAGCCCGCCACCAGUCAACUACAACCAAUCGUCAAAAUAGGUCAUUAUAUACUUGGACAGACACUCGGUGUUGGUACGUUUGGUAAAGUGAAAAUCGGCGAACAUCAGCUCACCAAACACAAGGUGGCUGUCAAAAUACUCAAUAGACAGAAGAUUAAAAGUCUGGAUGUUGUUGGAAAAAUACGUCGAGAAAUUCAAAAUCUCAAACUCUUCCGUCAUCCUCACAUCAUUAAAUUGUAUCAAGUUAUCAGCACACCUACUGAUAUAUUCAUGAUAAUGGAGUAUGUGUCUGGUGGAGAACUAUUUGAUUAUAUAGUAAAACAUGGUAAACUUAAGGAAUUUGAAGCUCGUCGUUUCUUUCAACAAAUCAUAUCUGGCGUUGACUAUUGUCAUAGACACAUGAUUGUACACAGAGAUUUAAAACCAGAAAACUUAUUAUUAGAUCAUAAUCUACAUGUUAAAAUUGCUGAUUUUGGCUUAUCCAAUAUGAUGAUGGAUGGAGAAUUUUUAAGAACUAGCUGUGGAUCACCUAACUAUGCUGCACCAGAAGUUAUUUCAGGAAAAUUGUACGCUGGACCUGAGGUAGAUAUUUGGUCAUGUGGUGUUAUUUUAUAUGCAUUAUUAUGUGGUUCUUUGCCUUUUGAUGAUGAACAUGUGCCAACUUUAUUUCGAAAAAUUAAAUCUGGUAUCUUUCCUAUACCCGAUUAUUUGAAUAAAUCUGUUGUUAGUUUACUAUGUCAUAUGUUACAAGUAGAUCCAAUGAAAAGAGCGUCUAUUGAAGAUAUUAAAAAACAUGAAUGGUUUCAGCACGAACUACCUGCAUAUCUUUUCCCUUCACCAGUUGAUCGAGACUCUUCAGUGAUUGAUACAGAUGCGGUUAAUGAAGUUUGUGAAAAAUUUAGUGUAAAAGACUCUGAAGUUCACAAUGCUUUAUUGAGUGGCGAUCCACAUGAUCAAUUAGGUAUUGCCUAUCAUUUAAUAAUUGAUAAUAAACGAAUCGCCGAUGAAGCAGCUAAAGCAGAAUUAAAAGAUUUUUAUAUUGCUAGUAGUCCACCUCCAACAGGUGGAAGUCUGGAGCCAUCAACUUUAAAUGCAGUUGCAAAACCACAUCCUGAAAGAAUAAUAUCUCAAAGAGAACGUGCUCAAUCUAUAGAUCAAGGUGCUCGAGGAUCUCCAAUGAAACGAGCUAAAUGGCAUUUAGGCAUAAGAUCUCAAAGCAGACCUACAGAUAUUAUGAAUGAAGUAUAUAGAGCAAUGAAAGCAUUGAAUUUUCAAUGGAAAGUAAUAAAUCCUUACCAUGUCCAAGUACGACACAUGAAUCAAAAAACUGAUAAUUAUAUCAUGAUCUCACUGCAACUGUAUCAAGUGGACUACAAAAGCUAUUUGUUGGAUUUUAAGAGUUUAACAAACGAUCAGUUAGAAAAUGGAAAUUUACCUGCACCAACUUUAGAAGUUGAAAAUCAAUCUCCAAGACAAGAUGUUGUUGUACAGCCACAAAAAAAGUGCUCAGGACAUCAUACAAUGGAGUUUUUUGAAAUGUGUGCAUCUUUGAUUACCCAACUUGCCCAUUGAUUAGUAAAUUCAAGUAUCUGUUUUAAUUAUUUAAUGUGAGUAUAUACCAAAUUGUUAAAGAAGUAAAUGUAAAUGUAAUCCUCAGACAAGCAGUUAGUUGUUUUUUGCUGUACCAAUAAAUGUCAUCUUUUGCUUUAUGAAGUUUAUGGCAGCAUAUCGAUGUAAACUUGACCAUUUAGUAUUCUAUCCAGUCUAUCUACCAGAGAACAUAUAAGGUUGGAUUAGGGGUACGUAGAAUGAGAUCUGUCGGUCAAAUAUGAUGUCUUAUUCCCCCUCCAUGUUACCAUAUAACAUACUUGCAUUCUAUUCAAAUUUAGUGGAAUGCAUUGUAGGCAACAUUGUAAUGUGGGAUGUACCAUAACCGAUAAGUUCUCUUGUGGGACAGAGUUUAGUGACACAGCAUUUGAAUGGUCCUGUAGAUAUAUAUUUUAUGAUUGGUCUAAUAAGUGUUAACAUUGUAUGUACUUUUAUUUCAAGAUUUAUUCAUAUUGUGUUUAUCUUGAGGGAAAUAUCAUAGCUAUACUAAAAUCUCAAAUUUUUAAUAAGAUAAUAUACUCUAAAAAUGUAUUUUUACAAUUUAUAUUUGAAAAUUAAGUGCCUAUUGUUAUACUUAUUGAAAAUUAGUAUGUAUUACUAAAAGUUUUAUGUUUAGAUUUUAGAACAUGUAAACAUAAAAUCAAAUUUCAGGCAUGUAAAUAAUGAAGAAAAACAACAAUUUAAACAUACUGUUUAUUUUAUUAGAAGUGUAAUUCAUUAUUUUUGUAUAACAAAAUCAUUUUUAUAGCGCUUCUAUCGAGUUUGUAAUAAUUACCGAGUGAUAA